Molecule: messenger RNA, 440 nt
Organism: Rhodotorula graminis WP1
Lineage: Eukaryota; Fungi; Basidiomycota; Microbotryomycetes; Sporidiobolales; Sporidiobolaceae
Exons: 2
Coding region: 1-330 (109 amino acids)
Source: RefSeq, a predicted model, not a curated record
AUGCCCUCCGACCUGCGCUCCACCGCGUCCCGGUCCCACCCUCCCCCUCCUCCUCCUCCACCUCGCUCCCGACUGCGCCUCCCUCGCCGCCCCUCGCCGCUCAAGGUCUUCCUCACCUUGUUCGCCCUCACCCUCUACCUCCUCACCGCCCUGCGCUACUCGCUCCCGCCCUUUCGCCCCUCGACCGAGGACCGCGUCCUGCGCUCUCGCCCCGCCUUGCGCAGCGUCGAGCGGUACUCGCCGCAGCACAAGUACAGGCCGGCCUCAAGCCCGGUCGUCCAGGUCGUCGCGCCUGACGGCUCGAGGCGAGAAAAGGGGCGCUACUACUGAGCUGGGGUGCGGGCAGGCAGGUCACGACGAGAAGCACAGAUGGACACUGGACGGCGCGCAGACACUCGAGUCGACGUCGAUGCAACGACGAUGACGCUUUCGCUUUCCUU